Molecule: messenger RNA, 1454 nt
Organism: Xenopus laevis (African clawed frog)
Lineage: Eukaryota; Metazoa; Chordata; Amphibia; Anura; Pipidae
Gene: serpina6.L
Product: serpin family A member 6 L homeolog
Cellular component (GO): extracellular region
Molecular function (GO): serine-type endopeptidase inhibitor activity
Source: RefSeq, marked provisional
UUUACCAAACUUAAGGCUUAAUCGCUCUAAGAAGAAAUGCAUCUUUUGGUUUAUCUCUCGCUAUUCUUUGCUCUGGCACUUGCAUCGGUCACUGAAAUUUCUCUGGAUAAUAAACACAGACACAGACACGAACAACAAGGCCAUCAUGACAGUGCCAAACAUGGCCACCAAAAAGAUAAACAGCAACAAGAACAAAUUAAGAAUGAUGAAGGAAAGCUCACAAAAGAGGAGAAGAUCCUAUCAGAGGAAAAUUCAGAUUUUUCUGUUAAUCUUUUCAAUCAACUUUCUACUGAGAGUAAACGGUCCCCUAGAAAAAACAUAUUUUUCUCACCUAUAAGCAUAUCAGCAGCUUUUUAUAUGUUAGCCUUGGGUGCCAAAUCUGAAACUCACCAACAAAUUCUCAAAGGUCUGAGCUUUAACAAAAAGAAACUUAGUGAAAGUCAAGUGCAUGAAGCAUUUAAGCGUCUUAUUGAGGACUCAAAUAAUCCAAUGAAGGCUCAUCAGUUCACCAUUGGAAACGCUCUGUUUGUAGAGCAGACCGUGAAUAUUUUGAAAGGUUUUGAAGAAAAUGUGAAGCAUUACUACCAAGCAGGGGUCUUCCCUAUGAACUUCAAGGACCCAGAUAACGCCAAGAAACAGCUCAAUAACUACGUGAAAGAUAAAACACAUGGAGUCAUACAAGAAAUGAUCCGUGAACUUGAUUCAAACACUGAGAUGGUUUUGGUGAACUAUGUCCUCUACAAAGGAGAAUGGGCUAAUAACUUUAAUCCAACUCUUACUCAGAAGAGUCUUUUCUCAGUUGAUAAAAACACCAAUGUUACAGUUCAAAUGAUGAAUCGGCUGGGUCUUUAUAGAACCUACCAAGACGAUGAUUGUAAAAUUAUAGAACUGCCAUAUAAGAAUGAUACAGCAAUGCUGCUUGUUGUUCCUCAACUGGGAAAAAUCCAGGAACUGGUUUUGACAUCAAAAUUAAUAAACCACUGGUACGAGUCAUUAGCAACUAGCAUUGUGGAUCUUUAUAUGCCAACAUUUUCUAUCAGCGGUAAAGUUGUGCUAAAAGAUACCCUCCGCAAGAUGGGAAUAUCAGAUAUAUUCACUGAUAAAGCAGAUUUAACUGGGAUUUCUGAACAAAUCAAACUGAAGGUCUCCAUGGCUUCUCACAAUGCUGUACUGAAUGUCAAUGAAUUUGGAACAGAAGCAGUCGGAGCAACAUCAGCCCAAGCGAGCCCUACUAAACUCUUUCCACCAUUUCUUAUCGAUAGUCCUUUCCUAGUGAUGAUCUAUAGCAGGACUCUAGGCAGUCAACUCUUUAUGGGCAAAGUUAUGGACCCAACUAAUGCACAAUGAUACAAAGCUAAGACUUUUAUGUCACUCAAAUAAAUCUACACUAAAUGCUGUAUUGUGUUAAAUGUGUUGAAGUAUGUGAACCAUUUCAAUAUUAAAGCUGACUGAAC